CUCUCUCUCUCUUUCCCCACAUGAAUUGACUGGCGAGAACUUCCAAGCCUUCUGAUGGCGUUUUCUUCCAUGGAUCCACCUCUGUAUUCUUCACCGGAUCACUAAGAUCAAAACACACCCACAGAGAGAGAGAGAGAGAGAGAGAGAGAGAGAGAGAGAGAGAUUUACUGGGUUUCGUCAUUAGUAGAGUAGUUGCAGAAAAAAUCUGACCUCCGGGGUGUUUUCCUCCAGCACCCUCUUCUUCUUAUUCUUCAGAGAUGCCAGUUGUUAGCAACAGCAAUAUGGGCACCCCUUUCCUUAGCGAGAUGAAGAAGCAGGCUUCCUUCUUUCUCAGAGAUAAGCUCAGAAGCGCUCGGUUGGCCUUGACCGACGUGACCCCUGCGGAGUUAAUGACAGAAGAAGCGACAAAUGGUAAUCCAUGGGUACCCGAUGCGAGGACGAUGAGUAUGAUAUCAAAAGCAGCCUUUGAAAUUGGUGACUACUGGAGAAUUGUGGAAGUCUUGCAUAAGAGGUUGGAAAAAUUUGAUAGGAAAAAUUGGAGACGGUCUUAUCAAGCUUUGGUACUUCUGGAGCACCUUCUUACCCAUGGACCAGAGAGUGUUUGUCUAGAAUUUCAGGGUGACAAACAAGUUAUAAAAGAGUGUGGGAAUUUUCAGUAUAUUGAUGAGAAAGGAUUCAACUGGGGCCUUUCUGUUAGAAAGAAAUCUGAGAUGAUACAGAAGUUUCUUGAUCAGGGAGACCUUCUCAAAGAAGAGCGCCAAAGAGCACGGAAGCUGACAAGGGAGAUUCAAGGAUUUGGGAGUUUCUCUCUUAGAUCAUCAAAUUCACCAGCACAAACAUUAGGAAAAUAUAAUAAGUCAAUUGCACGGUGUAAUUCUCAGUGUGAUGACUAUCCGGAGCAAGAAGAUUUAGCGUACUCGACGGACACGAGUUCCACAGAGAUCAGUAAAUGCAGAUCAAGCUCUGACUUUUCUGCAGAUUCAGAGUCCCCUGUAUCUAGUACCAACAGUCAUGAAGUUAGCAGCAGGUUUCUGAAGGAACGAACAGAUGAAUCGAAUUCCAUGAAGAAGAAUGAAGAGAAUGAAACCUUAAUGAUCAUAAAGACGAACGGAAUUGUCUCCUCCAAGAGUUUGAAACCAGAAGACCACGAUGAUGAUUGGGAUCCGAGGAAAGAGUCGCAGCCACUUUUGGGUGUUAAGGAAGAAGAUUUUAUGCACUCAGAUUCUCCAUCACCGGUGGGUAGCAUUCAUCCAUUCAGUCAACUUGAAGUGCAGGGCAGGGUUAGUCUGCUCUCUUCAAGAACACAAUGAACAGAUCUCUAAAUAUUGGUGGGCGUUUAUAUAUGCAAUCUCUGUGUGUUUGCAUCACUAGAGGCUUAGUUUCUUUUCAAUUUCUUUGUGGGAUUUUGAUACUCACGCUAGGAAGUACUGUUCUUGUACAAAUGCUAGAAACAGUGGCUUCAGGCUGACCUGUUUCAAGCUUUCAUAUACUUGGGAAGAAGUAUUCUUCAUGUUCAAAAGGCUAGAAACAGUGCUUCUGGUUGAAUUCUUCAAGCUUACAUGUCUAUCAUGUUUUGAGCUUCAGAAGGAGCAAGGUUCAAUAGAAGCUUCAGCGCAGGAGCUUAGAAAUGCUUGCUUAGUUAAUUGUUGGUGAUGUUCCAAUUUUCUUCAUUAAGCCACUCUCCCUUUGCAGCGUUUGCCUCUUGACACAACACAGGUUUUCUUCAGGAAAGCUUCAGACUUUUGUAUAGAAAACUAGAUGCUAGGAGGGAUGGUAGAUUUUGCCAUGUAAAUUUAAUCUUUAUUGGAUAUAUUAUAGAUAGACUUCUUCUUUGUGUGACA
This is a messenger RNA of Nymphaea colorata (pocket water lily), 1841 nucleotides long. RefSeq lists its product as uncharacterized. Bases 258 to 1310 code for a protein of 350 amino acids. The record is from RefSeq and is a predicted model, not a curated record. The transcript has 4 exons. NCBI's taxonomy places the organism in Eukaryota, Viridiplantae, Streptophyta, Magnoliopsida, Nymphaeales, Nymphaeaceae. Gene Ontology annotation, biological process: endocytosis. Gene Ontology annotation, molecular function: phospholipid binding; clathrin binding. Gene Ontology annotation, cellular component: endosome; plasma membrane; clathrin vesicle coat.